Xenopus laevis (African clawed frog) is the source of this 1499-nucleotide messenger RNA. It is a transcript of the gene amacr.L, whose product is annotated as alpha-methylacyl-CoA racemase L homeolog. NCBI's taxonomy places the organism in Eukaryota, Metazoa, Chordata, Amphibia, Anura, Pipidae. Gene Ontology annotation, molecular function: catalytic activity; alpha-methylacyl-CoA racemase activity. The record is from RefSeq and is a predicted model, not a curated record. Gene Ontology annotation, cellular component: mitochondrion. The coding region runs from base 131 to 1276 and encodes 381 amino acids. The transcript has 6 exons. Gene Ontology annotation, biological process: bile acid metabolic process.
GUUUGUCUCUCACAGACGUGACCACUUCCUAUGAGAACGAAAGGACACGCCCACCUCUCAUUUCAGCCCAGACGCUGAGCAGAGUGAUCUUUCCUGCUGCAGCCCUGCUUUAAUUACGUGUAUAAGAGGAAUGGCUUUAACUGGUAUUCGUGUGCUGGAACUGGCUGGUCUUGCCCCUGCACCUUUUUGUGGAAUGAUUCUAGCAGAUUUUGGUGCCAAAGUGAUCAGAGUAGAUAAAGCUGGUAGCGGCACAACAAUGGACACCUUGGCACGAGGAAAACGAUCUAUAGCUGUGAACCUCAAGAGCCCAGAAGGGAUCAGUUUAUUGAAGAAACUCUGCAAAAAGUCUGAUGUCUUGAUUGAGCCUUUCCGCCAUGGUGUCAUGGAGAACCUUGGGCUGGGCCCCGAUAUCAUGCUUCAAGAAAACCCACAACUUAUUUAUGCAAGACUCACUGGAUUUGGUCAGAGUGGAAAAUAUGCAAAAGCAGCUGGUCAUGACAUUAAUUACGUCUCAAUAUCAGGUUUGCUGUCAAAACUGGGAGAUAAAAACAGUCCAACUCCCCCUCUGAACUUACUGGCAGACUUCGCUGGUGGUGGACUCACGUGUGCAUUGGGAAUUGUCAUGUCACUGUUUGAACGCACGAAGUCGGGCAAGGGCCAGGUCAUUGAUUGUAGUAUGGUGGAAGGUGCUGCGUACCUUGGAUCCUUUGUUUGGAAGAGCCAGAAACUGGGCCUGUGGAGUAACUCUCCAGGCGAAAAUAUGCUGGAUGGGGGAUCUCCUUUCUAUAGCACGUACAAGACAGCGGAUGGGAAGUUUAUGGCAGUGGGUGCCAUUGAAACCCAGUUCUAUGCAGAAUUAUUAAAAGGACUUGAACUUGAUGCCUCUGAAUUACCCCAUCAGAUGAGCUUCUCUGACUGGCCCGAAAUGAAGAAAAUCUUUGCACAAAAGUUCAGAGAGAAAACACAAGCAGAAUGGGGCAGAAUCUUUGAUGGAACAGACGCUUGUGUUACUCCAGUUCUUUGUUUUGAUGAUGUUGCUUUGCACCAGCACAACGAGGAACGUGGAUCUUUUAUAUGUGAUGAUCAAGGGGAAUUAAGCCCUCGGCCUUCUCCUGUUCUCUCUAGAACACCCGCAGCUCCCACUUCCAGCAGGGAUCCCUUGGUAGGAGAACACACACAUGAAAUACUUGCAGAAUAUGGCUUCAGCGAAAGAGAAAUUUCUGAUCUCCAAACCUGCGGAGCAGUUGCAAGGAACAAACCCAAAGCUCACUUGUAAAGAACAUCCGUAUCAAGGUUAAUGAUUCAAGCUUAAAUUGUGAUAUAGGAAAUUACUGAUUGACGGUAAUCAGCAUACAAUUCAUUAUUGAGUUUUAAUCUACAUUGUCUCUAAUGACGUCCUUUAAGGAAAAUCUGAUGUUUGGUGCGCUCCAUAAAAAAGACUUUGCAAUAUUCUGUUGUAAGAAUAAUAUUUAAUGACAAAAUUAAAUGAACUAAGAACA